Molecule: messenger RNA, 1686 nt
Organism: Phoenix dactylifera (date palm)
Lineage: Eukaryota; Viridiplantae; Streptophyta; Magnoliopsida; Arecales; Arecaceae
Molecular function (GO): protein binding
Source: RefSeq, a predicted model, not a curated record
CGAAGGCCCAACACUCACCGUGUCAGGAACCACGGGUCGGCUUCGCCGCCAAAAACCCCCAUCGUCGAAGAAUCGAGACACAGCGAGGCCGCAGCUCGGCUCCCCACUUGAUAAAAUCCAUGGCAGGACUUUGAAGCAAGCCCGACCGAGAUCGCUCCCUGGAUUCCUGAAUGACCUACAAGGCUGGGAGUACCUGCUUAAAGAGAAAGAUCAGAGAAUGAAGGGUCAGUCCCAUGAGAGUAGUAGACCGGGAUCCUUGAGGAAUGCUGGAAGGGUUGAUGUGCAUAGAGGACCUCUGAAAAAGGUUCCUGCAGAUGAAGUUAAGAAUAAGAUUAAUGCUGUUUCAGAAGCUUCUUCCAGGAACCUUGAUGAACGAUACAAUUAUUUGAAAUAUCCAGAUGCAGUCAGCCAUAUGUCUAGCAGCUUCUACAGCGAGGAAAAAUUACCUGAUGCGGCUUCGGAAAAAGAGCUCGGCAAUGAGUAUUUCAAACAAAAAAUGUUCCUUGAAGCUAUUGAGUGUUACUCAAGAAGCAUUGCUUUAUCCCCCAUGUCAGUUGCUUUUGCAAAUAGAGCCGUGGCAUAUCUCAAACUUAAAAGAUUUGAAGAGGCUGAGAGCGAUUGCACUGAGGCCUUAAAUUUAGAUGAUCGCUAUGUUAAAGCAUACUCACGUCGAGCUACAGCCAGGAAAGAACUUGGAAAACUUAAAGCAUCCUUGGAAGAUUCUGAGUUUGGCAUGAGACUUGAGCCUAAUAAUCAAGAGCUCAGGAAGCAGUAUACCGCGACGAAGGCAUUGUAUGAGAAGGACAGCAAAGGGAAAACACAUAAUCAGCCUUUGAUUGCUGUGAACGAUACAGAUAGUGAAAGUACUGAAAAGGAGACCAGAGAACGUUUAUUGGAUGAAUCAAGGGAAGGAGCAGGACUCAGUUCCAGUAAUGCCAUUACCAAGAAAGAUCAAGUUGUUGGCCACAAACAAGAGCUGAAAGCAUCAAUGCAGGAUCUUGCAUCUCGUGCUGCUUCUCGAGUGAUGGCCACUGCUGAUAAAAGUAUUACAGCACCAAAAACUGCUUAUGAAUUCGAGGUUUCUUGGAGGGCACUUUCUGAUGAUUAUGCUCUGCAAACUCAGUUGCUGAAGACAAUCCUGCCAACUACUCUACCGCAGAUAUUUAAAAAUGCACUAUCUGCUCCAAUUCUGAUGGAUAUCAUCAAGUGCAUCACCACAUUUUUCAAGGAAGACACUGAAUUGGCUGUUAGUAUUUUAGAUAAUUUGGCUAAAGUUCCUCGAUUUGACAUGUUAGUCAUGUGCAUGUCAGCUAUGGAUCGUUCUGAACUCCGGCAGAUAUGGGAGGAAGUGUUCUCCAGUGAGGACAUCGCAGCGAAUCACAUGGAAACACUCAGUCAACUUUGUUCGAGAUACUGCUAUGGAGACUGGCAGGAUCAUGUACAUGGAUCAAAUGGUUGGCCCAUAUAGAAGCGAUUCUACAAGUUCGUGCCAAAAGAAUGUAAUUUGUAUGGAAGAUAUGGCUGCUGAUACUUUUUAAUGCUAUGUGCUUUUUGAGAGAGACAAUGUUCCAUUCUUGAAUUUACAUAUGAAAUCUUUCUCUGGAAUCAAGCAUGCUCUAUCUGUCCUACCUGUUUUAUAGCAUUCCUAUCAUGUCCUGAUACAAUGAAAAGGUUUUAUACAUGCAA